Molecule: messenger RNA, 422 nt
Organism: Cooperia oncophora
Lineage: Eukaryota; Metazoa; Nematoda; Chromadorea; Rhabditida; Trichostrongylidae
Source: the annotation of a GenBank genome assembly
AUGGUACAAUGUGACCAUCAGGAACGAGCACUGCAUCCGCUCCCGGAAGAGUCUAAGGAAUAUGGGAAUCAUGACCAUGCAGUCGGAGCUCAAGCGGAAGGUGCUCCUUUGCCAAUAAUCAAAAACGAAGAUGGUGACGGUGUGGAUCCUGAUCGAGUCGAUGGACCAGAUGCGGUUGCCUACAAAGGUGAACAAGAUCAAGAGCAGAUGCCUGCUGUGGGUGCUGUGGCUGCAAAUGAUGUGUUUGGAAAGCAGUCCCACAAUGCCCGUCCUGAUGCAGAUGAUGAUUCCUAUCCCCAUCUUAACACGAAUGGGAAAUUCAUUCCUCAUCGAAGAAUCGUUCAUAUAGAUCUCAAAGGAGGAGCUUUUAGGCCAGAGUUCUUUACUGAAAUUUUCUACUACUUAAAUCGAAUAAAAGCAAC